This is a messenger RNA of Paralichthys olivaceus (Japanese flounder), 1801 nucleotides long. Its product is annotated as ankyrin repeat and SOCS box protein 12-like. The record is from RefSeq and is a predicted model, not a curated record. Gene Ontology annotation, molecular function: protein binding. Lineage: Eukaryota; Metazoa; Chordata; Actinopteri; Pleuronectiformes; Paralichthyidae. Gene Ontology annotation, biological process: intracellular signal transduction.
CAGUGCAUACAGUAAUACAAUCACUGUUGAACACAACACAAACACAACGAAGAAGAAGGAGAAACGGGAAGAUGAAGGCAGCGGCUGCUGAGGACACAUCGUAGCAGGUUCUAUGCAGUUGAAGACCUCUGAAGAAGAAGAAAGGAGCUGUGAGAUCUCGCAGCUCAGACAAGCAGUGUUACAAAACAAUGACAGACUCCUCGAUGAGAUGCUCUGCCAAGAAAUCUACAAGAAAGUCAUCAACUGCAGAGGUGGUUGGGGCAUCGCAGGCACGCCCCUGCACGCUGCAGUGUCUAAAGGCCACCUCAGCUGUCUGCAGGUCCUGCUAGCCCAUGGUGCUCUGGUGGACUGCGUAGAUGUCAAGGCUCAGACGCCGCUCUUUGCAGCUGUUCGUGCAAAAUACCUGGACUGUGUCUUAGCGCUCCUUGGAGCAGGCGCCAACCCAGAUGGGAACUCAUCCAAUAACUGCUCCCCCGUCCUCACGGCCGCUCGUGAGGGCGAUGCGCAGAUAUUGAUGGAACUGCUCAAACAUGGCGCAGAGGUCAACUCCCGCUCUAAAGUCUUGCUGUGGACCUCCAGCGCCAGGGUGUCGAGCGGACCGCUGUACCUGGCUGCCGUUUAUGGACAUAUGGAGUGUUUCAAACUGCUGCUCCUCUAUGGAGCGGACCCAGAUUACAACUGCACUGACGCAAAGCUGCUGAGUUCAAUCAAGCAUCCGAAAACUGUGCUGGAGAUGUGCCUCAGGCACGGCUGUGGUGUGGAGUACAUACAGCUUCUCAUCGACUUUGGUGCAAAUGUCUACCUCCCUACGCUGAUCAUCGAGAAGUCCACGAAGCAGAAUGAGGCUGUGGAGCUGCUACUGCAGGAAAGAGGAAAUCCUAAAGCUCUGAGUUCACAGUGCCGACUCGCCGUCAGACAACACCUCAAAAAGAUCAACAAGAUCCACUGCAUCGAGGAGCUGGAAAUGCCAACGAGUCUCAUUCGCUUCCUGCAACACAAACCCAUCCCAGCCACUGUUCUGUAGCUACAUGAGCUGGAGGCCUGUUCAUGUCAGUUCAGUUUAAUUUGAGCUCAAUAUUUUUGUUUUAAAUGCAGAUUAUGAACCAGCUUUUUUGAAAUGACCCGUGUGUUCAUGUGCUGUUGUGUUAAGACUGAUGUGGUAAUACAUUAAAUGUGAGGAUGAACAGCGUGUGCUUCUGUUUCAUUGUGAGUACUCACCCUGUAGCUGUUGAAAGAUGUCUGAAGGAGGCUGUUUGUUGGAGUUGCUGUACUAAGUCACACGUUCCUCACAAGACAGUUUAAGCUGUUUGCUGAAAGCUCCAGCUUUUCUUGAGCUGGAUCAGUUUGUAUAGAGCUGCUCACAUUUUUGCUCAUGAACGAUUAUUUUAAGCCCCAACCCCCCCCACUGGACUGUGAUCAUUGUGUUUGACUACAUGUCUCAUAAACUUGAGAGCAAAUGAAACAAACAAAAAGUGUCCUGUACAUAUCGUGAUAACCUCUGAUGAUUGUUUUAUUGUUAACUUGUAAAGUGAGCUCAGAUCAGCGGUGUAGUGAGGAGGGAGGACAUGUUGCAGGGUAAUACAACACGGGACAAUGUACCUGGGCCACCGCUGGAGAAUGAACGUAGCGAGAACCUGACAGUUUGUGAAUGCACCCAGUGGGGAAGUAUUAACUGAACCAACCAACAUGAGCAAGAGGAAGACAGAGUCGAUAUGUCAUCGGUUAGUUGUCCAGCCCCACUGUGAAAAUCUAAAGAAUCAUGUUAUUUAUCUCUAAUUAAAUAAAACAACCUGCACAUGAA